Messenger RNA from Trifolium pratense (red clover), 2140 nucleotides. RefSeq names its product ADP-ribosylation factor GTPase-activating protein AGD7-like. Gene Ontology annotation, biological process: vesicle-mediated transport. The coding region runs from base 251 to 1684 and encodes 477 amino acids. Gene Ontology annotation, molecular function: GTPase activator activity. The record is from RefSeq and is a predicted model, not a curated record. Lineage: Eukaryota; Viridiplantae; Streptophyta; Magnoliopsida; Fabales; Fabaceae. The transcript has 4 exons.
AUAUUUUUUCAGGUGUCCAUUUGCGUUACAAAAAUAAAGCUAAUAUUAAAAAAUUCAGUUUGGAGAAUUAAAAUGUUAAAAAUUGGGAACCGUCGGAUUCGAAUGAACAAUGUCCAAAUCCAUUGUAUUGUAUAUUGUUAAGUGAUCUACUGCGACACAUUAAACCACUUUCUCCAACUCGUCACACAACCAUACCUCACCGUGUCACUCAUUUUCAUCCUUUCUUUUCGGUUUCAAACUCCGGCCAUCCAUGGCGGCAUCACGGCGGCUCAGGGAGCUGCAAUCCCAACCAGGAAACAAGAUCUGCGUCGAUUGUUCUCAGAAGAAUCCACAGUGGGCAUCAGUAUCCUACGGCAUCUUCAUGUGCCUGGAAUGCUCCGGCAAACACCGUGGCCUCGGGGUUCACAUAUCCUUCGUACGAUCCGUCACCAUGGAUGCUUGGUCCGAAAUCCAAAUCAAAAAAAUGGAAGCUGGUGGUAACGACAAUCUCAACGCUUUCCUUGCACGCUAUUCAAUACCUAAGGAAACCGAUAUCGUUACAAAGUAUAACACCAACGCCGCUUCCGUUUACCGUGACAGGAUCCAAGCUAUGUCAGAAGGUCGUCCAUGGCGCGAUCCGCCUGUUGUUAAGGAGAAUUUUGGUUCCAAGGGGAGGCCGCCGCUGUCACAGACUCGUCGGAAUAACGAUUCCUCUUGGGAUGAUUGGGAUGGAGGAAGUUCCGUCGAUGUGAGGAGUAAGUCCACUGGGGAUUUCAGAAGCUUGAACGGCGGUGGAGCGCCGGUGAGAUCGAGGUCGACGGAGGAUAUUUAUACGCGGUCGCAGUUGGAGGCUUCUGCGGCCAAUAAGGAGGGAUUCUUCGCGAAGAAGAUGUUGGAGAAUGAAUCGAAACCGGAAGGACUUCCACCGUCUCAAGGUGGGAAGUAUGUUGGGUUUGGAUCCAGUCCCGCGCCUUCGCAAAGGAGUAAUCCGCAAAACGACUAUUUAUCUGUUGUUUCACAGGGGAUUGGUAAGUUAUCACUAGUUGCUGCUUCUGCUGCUAAUGUUGUUCAGGCUAGCACUAAAGAUAUCACCUCUAAGGUCAAGGAAGGUGGUUAUGAUCAAAAGGUCAAUGAAACUGUCAGCGUUGUCACUCAAAAGACAUCAGAAAUUGGUCAAAGGACAUGGGGUUUAAUGAAAGGGGUCAUGGCUUUGGCUUCACAGAAGGUUGAGGAGUACACUAAAGAGAACUCAAAUUCGACUACUAAUAACUGGCAACGAAAUGAGAAUGAUAGAAAUGGCUACUAUCAGGAUUUCAAUCAAGAGAACAAAGGCAUCAAUUCUACUACCGGAAGAGAACAAUCUUUGUCAGGGCAAUUCAAAACUAAUAGCUCAAACUCUUGGGAUGAUUGGGACCACAAAAAUAGUUGGAAGGAAGGACAAACUAAAGGAUCAACUCCUUAUUCAUCUGGUGGUCAGUCUGGUACUCACAAUCCAAGCUCUUGGGAUGAUUGGGACAACAAAGAUUCUAGGAAGGAAGAACCUGCUAAAGGAUCGGCUCCCCAUAAUAAUGAUGCUGGUUGGGCUGGCUGGGAUAAUGCCAAAGAUGAUGGAUUCGAUAAUUUUUAUGAUGGUGCAUCUAAUAAGAAAACUGUUGGACAUAAUGGGAAAUCAGAUGAUGCUUGGACGGGGGGUGGCUUUCUCUAAAGUUUGUUGAUCAUGCAAUACUUCUUUGGUUCGAUCCAUCCGUAUUACUAGUUUCGAGAUUGUUCCACAUUGGUGACAAAAACUACAACCGCGUUUGAACUGAUGACAUGCAGGCAAAGCCGUGGUGCCCCAAAAACCAUUAUGCAUGUGAAAGGACUGUCGACUGUAACUUAUUAGUACGUUUUUCAUUUUUAAACUCAAACUCUAUGUGCAGGAAGAAAGAUUUUUGAGGUUGGCAUAUUUUCAGCAAGUUAUUCUUUACUCUGUACUUUGUCCACUUGUAAUUUUUUCCUAUGUAACAUUUUGGAAACUUCGGCUGGAAAGAUAGUUUUACUUUUUACAAGUGUUGAAAGAAGGGGCUAAUUGCCCAAAUCUUAAUUCUUGAGAGCAGUAUGAUGAAACAAUAUUGUGAUGUGAAAAUUUCAGAGUUAUUUUGAAUGUGUUUGUUGCCUCUUA